Molecule: messenger RNA, 1734 nt
Organism: Closterium sp. Yama58-4
Lineage: Eukaryota; Viridiplantae; Streptophyta; Zygnematophyceae; Desmidiales; Closteriaceae
Source: the annotation of a GenBank genome assembly
AUGGCCCUUCCUAUCCCAAUUGUCACCCCUUUACUUCAACCAACAGCUUCCCCAUCCCCCCAUCCGCCCACCCCUCUUCACACCGCUUCACGUGCAGGUCUGUUCAGAACCAGUGCUGGACCGAUGGCCCUUCCUAUCCCAAUCCGUACGCCCCUGCUAACCCACUUCCUAAACAUCUCAAUAGAAACAUUUCAAGUUCCCUCCCCCUCCCUUCCCCGCUCUUCACCUGCGGUUCUUUUCGAUACCGAUGCCUGCAGUGACGACGACCCACCUCUGAUCCAGGGCGUUCUGCUGCUAUGUGGCAUCAUCCACAUCAUGCUGCUGUGUGGCAUCAUCCACAUCAUGCUGCUGUGUGGCAUCAUCCACAUCAUGCUGCUGUGUGGCAUCAUCCACAUCAUGCUGCUGUGUGGCAUCAUCCACAUCAUGCUGCUGUGUGGCAUCAUCCACAUCAUGCUGCUGUGUGGCAUCAUCCACAUCAUGCUGCUGUGUGGCAUCAUCCACAUCAUGCUGCUGUGUGGCAUCAUCCACAUCAUGCUGCUGUGUGGCAUCAUCCACAUCAUGCUGCUGUGUGGCAUCAUCCACAUCAUGCUGCUUUGUGGCAUCAUCCACAUCAUGCUGCUGUGUGGCAUCAUCCACAUCAUGCUGCUGUGUGGCAUCAUCCACAUCAUGCUGCUGUGUGGCAUCAUCCACAUCAUGCUGCUGUGUGGCAUCAUCCACAUCAUGCUGCUGUGUGGCAUCAUCCACAUCAUGCUGCUGUGUGGCAUCAUCCACAUCAUGCUGCUGUGUGGCAUCAUCCACAUCAUGCUGCUGUGUGGCAUCAUCCACAUCAUGCUGCUGUGUGGCAUCAUCCACAUCAUGCUGCUGUGUGGCAUCAUCCACAUCAUGCUGCUAUGUGGCAUCAUCCACCUCAUGCUGCUAUGUGGCAUCAUCCACAUCAUGCUGCUAUGUGGCAUCAUCCACAUCAUGCUGCUAUGUGGCAUCAUCCACAUCAUGCUGCUGUGUGGCAUCAUCCACAUCAUGCUGCUAUGUGGCAUCAUCCACCUCAUGCUGCUAUGUGGCAUCAUCCACAUCAUGCUGCUAUGUGGCAUCAUCCACAUCAUGCUGCUAUGUGGCAUCAUCCACAUCAUGCUGCUAUGUGGCAUCAUCCACAUCAUGCUGCUAUGUGGCAUCAUCCACAUCAUGCUGCUAUGUGGCAUCAUCCACAUCAUGCUGCUACGUGGCAUCAUCCACAUCAUGCUGCUAUGUGGCAUCAUCCACAUCAUGCUGCUAUGUGGCAUCAUCCACAUCAUGCUGCUAUGUGGCAUCAUCCACAUCAUGCUGCUAUGUGGCAUCAUCCACAUCAUGCUGCUAUGUGGCAUCAUCCACCUCAUGCUGCUAUGUGGCAUCAUCCAAAUCAUGCUGCUAUGUGGCAUCAUCCACAUCAUACCCCCCUCACCAUUCUGCAUCCUGUACUCAUCUCUCUCCCCUUCCGUUCCAUUCUCCAACCCCUCUUCUUCUCCCUUUACCCCCUUCCCCUUCCAUGCCCUCCAUACCUCACCCUUCCCUCCACCGACCACCUUCAUCUGUAGGUCGUUUCGAUACCAAUGCGUGCUGCAACAACACACCUCCCUCAGACUCAGCGUCUUUCAACCAAGAAACAGCGUGAAGAGCGGCACCACUGACAGUUGCUGGUUACCAGGUAACUCCCACAACGUGCAGCCGUCCCGGGGCAGCAUCUUCUGGUACCGCGUUUGA